Molecule: messenger RNA, 1071 nt
Organism: Apiotrichum porosum
Lineage: Eukaryota; Fungi; Basidiomycota; Tremellomycetes; Trichosporonales; Trichosporonaceae
Gene: NBP35
Product: cytosolic Fe-S cluster assembly factor nbp35
Exons: 2
Coding region: 1-1071 (356 amino acids)
Biological process (GO): iron-sulfur cluster assembly
Cellular component (GO): cytosol
Molecular function (GO): 4 iron, 4 sulfur cluster binding; ATP-dependent FeS chaperone activity; ATP binding
Source: RefSeq, a predicted model, not a curated record
AUGACUGCAGACGCACCAGCAGUUAACGGCACCGCCAACGGUGUCGCGAACGGCACCUCACACGCGAACGGAACAGCAAAUGGAGCAAAUGGCACCAACGGAGCUGCCAACGGUGUCAACGGCGAGCCCCGAGGAGAUAUCCCAGAAGAUGCCCCGGAGCACUGUCCUGGCCCCGAGUCGAACAACGCAGGCAAGGCCGACGCCUGUGACGGAUGCCCCAACCAGGCCGUGUGCGCCGAGGGACCGAAGGGUCCCGACCCCGACCUGCCUCUGAUCCGCGCGCGCAUGGCAGGUGUGCGGCGCAAGAUCCUCGUGCUGUCGGGCAAGGGCGGCGUGGGCAAGUCGACAUUCACCGCCGCGCUCGGCUGGGCUCUGGCCGCCGACGAGGACCUCCAGACGGGUAUCAUGGAUGUGGACAUCUGUGGUCCCUCCAUCCCGCUCCUGACUGGCCUCGAGCGCGCGACCGUCCACACGAGCGCCGAGGGCUGGUCGCCCGCGUACGCGACCGACAACCUCGCCGUCAUGUCCAUUGGCUUCCUCUUGCCCUCGGCGGCCGACGCCGUCAUCUGGCGCGGCCCGCGCAAGAACGGCCUCAUCAAGCAGUUCCUCAAGGACGUGAGCUGGGGUGACCUCGACUACCUCGUCGUCGACACGCCACCGGGCACCUCGGACGAGCACCUCAGUGUCGUCCAGUACCUCGCCGAGGCGGGUAUCGACGGCGCCGUGCUCAUCACGACGCCCCAGGAAGUCGCCCUCCAGGACGUGCGCAAGGAGCUCGAUUUCUGCCGUAAAGUCGGCGUCCCCAUCCUCGGUCUCGUCGAGAACAUGUCUGGCUUUGUGUGCCCCAACUGCAAGAACGAGUCGCAGAUCUUUGCCCCGACCACGGGCGGCGCCGACGCCAUGGGCGCCGAGCUCGGUGUCGAGGUGCUCGGCAAGGUGCCCCUGGACCCGCGUAUCGGCGCACUGUGCGACCAGGGCGAGAGCUUCCUCGACACGUACCCGGACAGCCCAGCGACAACGGCGUACCUUGACAUUGUGCAGCGGAUUCGCGAGAAGCUUGGUGAUGCGUAG